AUGGAAAGUUCCAGUGAAAAGAAGAAUAUCAUUAAAGCAAGGUCGUAUGCCAUUCCGCCUCUACCGCAAAAUAAAGUAAAAAAUGAGUCAGUGAAACGGAAAUCGUUUUUCGUAAACGAUGCUGUAAAAUCAUUAGAUUUGGCUUUAGGGCGAUUGAAAAAGAGUAAAUUGCAGGAUGGGGACGCAUCAGGGACGAAGGUAGAUCCGGCGACUUCAAACAGGAACAUGUUCAUAGAUGCUUGUCCCAGUGGUUUCAACAGCGCACAUAGGAAUGAUAACAUAUCAUUAAUGUCGAUGAACUUCUCCCAUUAUGAAUUGAUGAGGAAUCUAUCGCGGACCAACUGCAACUCGGACGGCGCCUACAGCGGUAGCACAUGCAAUGCGAGCGCCAGCCCUACUGACAUGAGGCUCAAAGACGAACACUUAGAAAGGUACUUCCGCAGUGCAGAAUUGUGGAACACCAGCUUCAGAGACGUCCAUCCUCGAGUUCAUUUCGAGUUACCUGAUAAAUAA
Messenger RNA from Amyelois transitella, 513 nucleotides. RefSeq lists its product as uncharacterized. The record is from RefSeq and is a predicted model, not a curated record. The coding region runs from base 1 to 513 and encodes 170 amino acids. NCBI's taxonomy places the organism in Eukaryota, Metazoa, Arthropoda, Insecta, Lepidoptera, Pyralidae. The transcript has a single exon.